Messenger RNA from Globicephala melas (long-finned pilot whale), 6307 nucleotides. It is a transcript of the gene UPF2, whose product is annotated as UPF2 regulator of nonsense mediated mRNA decay. Gene Ontology annotation, biological process: nuclear-transcribed mRNA catabolic process, nonsense-mediated decay. The record is from RefSeq and is a predicted model, not a curated record. Gene Ontology annotation, cellular component: exon-exon junction complex; cytoplasm. Gene Ontology annotation, molecular function: protein binding; RNA binding. Lineage: Eukaryota; Metazoa; Chordata; Mammalia; Artiodactyla; Delphinidae.
AGCGCGUGGGGAUGCCGGCGGAAGGAAGCACCGGGCUGUUUUCGAUCUGGCAAUCGCACGGAAAGCUGCUUCCUUUCCACCUCCCUCCGCCCCGCCCCCACUCGCAGCCCGGCCGCGCUGAUUGUCUUGGGUAACAUAAUGCCAGCUGAGCGUAAAAAGCCAGCAAGUAUGGAAGAAAAAGAAUCUUUACUAAACAGCAAGGAAAAAGACUGCAGUGAAAGGCGGCCAGUGAGCAGCAGGGAGAAACCAAAAGAGGAGAUCAAGCUUACCGCCAAGAAGGAGGUUAUUAAGGUCCCUGAAGAUAAGAAGAAGAAACUGGAAGAAGAUAAGAGAAAAAAAGAAGACAAGGAACGCAAGAAAAAAGAAGAAGAAAAGGUGAAGGCAGAGGAAGAAUUAAAGAAAAAAGAGGAAGAAGAAAAAAAGAAACAUGAAGAAGAGAGAAAGAAGCAAGAAGAGCAGGCAAAACGUCAGCAGGAAGAAGAGGCUGCCCAGUUGAAAGAGAAAGAGGAAUCCCUUCAGCUUCAUCAGGAGGCUUGGGAACGACAUCAGUUAAGGAAGGAACUUCGCAGCAGAAACCAAAAUGCUCCAGACAACCGACCAGAGGAAAAUUUCUUUAGCCGACUAGACUCAAGUUUGAAGAAAAAUACCGCUUUUGUCAAGAAACUAAAAACUAUUACGGAACAACAGAGAGACUCCUUGUCCCAUGAUUUUAAUGGCCUAAAUUUAAGCAAGUACAUUGCAGAGGCUGUAGCUUCUAUUGUGGAAGCAAAGCUAAAAAUAUCUGAUGUGAAUUGUGCUGUGCACUUAUGCUCUCUCUUUCACCAGCGUUACGCCGACUUUGCCCCAUCACUUCUUCAGGUUUGGAAAAAACAUUUUGAAGCAAGGAAAGAAGAGAAAACACCUAACAUUACCAAGUUAAGAACUGAUUUGCGUUUCAUUGCAGAAUUGACAAUAGUUGGGAUUUUCACUGACAAGGAAGGUCUUUCCGUAAUCUAUGAACAGCUAAAAAAUAUUAUUAAUGCUGAUCGGGAAUCCCAUACCCAUGUUUCUGUGGUGAUUAGUUUUUGUCGACAUUGUGGAGAUGAUAUUGCUGGACUUGUACCAAGGAAAGUAAAGAGUGCUGCAGAGAAGUUUAAUUUGAGUUUUCCUCCUAGUGAGAUAAUUAGUCCAGAGAAACAGCAACCUUUCCAGAAUCUUUUAAAAGAAUACUUUACGUCUUUGACCAAACACCUGAAAAGGGACCACAGGGAGCUACAGAAUACUGAGAGACAAAACAGGCGUAUUCUACAUUCUAAAGGGGAGCUGAGCGAAGAUAGACAUAAACAGUAUGAGGAAUUUGCUAUGUCUUAUCAGAAGCUGCUGGCAAAUUCUCAAUCCUUAGCAGACCUUUUGGAUGAAAAUAUGCCAGAUCUUCCUCAAGACAAACCAACACCAGAAGAGCAUGGGCCUGGAAUUGAUAUAUUUACACCUGGUAAACCUGGAGAAUAUGACUUGGAAGGUGGUAUAUGGGAGGAUGAAGAUGCUCGGAAUUUUUAUGAGAACCUCAUUGAUUUGAAAGCUUUUGUUCCAGCCAUCUUGUUUAAAGAUAAUGAAAAAAGUUGUCAGAGUAAAGAGUCCAACAAGGAUGAUUACAAAGAGGCAAAGGAACCUAAGGAUAAUAAGGAGGUAUCAAGUCCUGACGAUUUGGAGCUUGAGUUGGAGAACCUAGAGAUUAAUGAUGACACUUUGGAGCUAGAGGGUGGAGAUGAAGGUGAAGAUCUUACAAAGAAACUUCUUGAUGAGCAAGAACAAGAGGAUGAAGAAGCCAGCACUGGAUCUCAUCUCAAGCUCAUAGUAGAUGCUUUUCUCCAGCAAUUGCCCAACUGUGUCAACCGUGAUCUGAUAGACAAGGCAGCAAUGGAUUUUUGCAUGAACAUGAACACAAAAGCAAAUAGGAAGAAGCUGGUCCGGGCGCUCUUUAUAGUUCCCAGACAAAGGUUGGAUUUGCUACCAUUUUAUGCAAGAUUGGUUGCUACAUUGCAUCCCUGCAUGUCUGAUGUAGCAGAGGAUCUUUGUUCCAUGCUGAGGGGGGAUUUCAGAUUUCAUGUACGAAAAAAGGACCAGAUCAAUAUUGAAACAAAGAACAAAACUGUUCGUUUUAUUGGAGAACUCACUAAGUUUAAGAUGUUCACAAAAAAUGAUACACUGCAUUGUUUGAAGAUGCUUCUAUCAGACUUUUCCCAUCACCAUAUUGAAAUGGCAUGUACCCUACUAGAAACAUGUGGAAGAUUUCUUUUCAGAUCUCCAGAAUCUCACCUGAGGACCAGUGUACUUUUGGAACAAAUGAUGAGAAAGAAACAAGCGAUGCAUCUCGAUGCAAGAUAUGUCACAAUGGUGGAGAAUGCAUAUUACUACUGCAACCCACCUCCAGCUGAAAAAACAGUGAAAAAGAAACGUCCUCCUCUCCAGGAAUAUGUCCGGAAACUUUUGUACAAGGAUCUCUCCAAGGUUACCACUGAGAAGGUUUUGAGACAGAUGCGAAAGUUGCCUUGGCAGGACCAAGAAGUGAAAGACUAUGUGAUUUGUUGUAUGAUAAACAUCUGGAAUGUGAAAUAUAACAGCAUUCAUUGUGUAGCCAACCUCUUAGCAGGACUAGUGCUCUACCAGGAGGAUGUUGGAAUCCAUGUUGUGGAUGGAGUUUUAGAAGAUAUUCGAUUAGGAAUGGAGGUUAAUCAACCUAAAUUUAAUCAGAGACGUAUCAGCAGUGCCAAGUUCUUAGGGGAACUUUAUAAUUACCGAAUGGUGGAAUCCGCUGUUAUUUUUAGAACUCUUUAUUCUUUUACUUCAUUUGGUGUUAACCCUGAUGGCUCUCCAAGUUCACUGGACCCUCCCGAGCACCUUUUCAGGAUUAGACUAGUGUGCACUAUUUUGGAUACCUGUGGCCAGUACUUUGACAGAGGUUCUAGUAAACGAAAACUCGAUUGCUUCCUUGUGUAUUUUCAGCGUUAUGUUUGGUGGAAGAAAAGUUUGGAGGUUUGGACAAAAGACCAUCCAUUUCCUAUUGACAUAGAUUACAUGAUCAGUGACACACUAGAACUGCUAAGACCAAAGAUCAAACUCUGUAAUUCUCUGGAAGAAUCCAUCAGGCAGGUACACGACUUGGAACAAGAAUUCUUAAUAAAACUAGGCCUAGUAAAUGACAAAGACUCAAAAGAUUCUAUGACAGAAGGAGAAAAUCUUGAAGAGGAUGAAGAAGAAGAAGAAGGAGGAGCUGAAACAGAGGAACAAUCUGGAAAUGAAAGUGAAGUGAAUGAGCCAGAGGAAGAGGAGGGUUCUGAUAAUGAUGACGAUGAAGGGGAGGAAGAAGAGGAAGAGAAUACAGAUUACCUCACGGAUUCAAAUAAGGAGAAUGAAACUGAUGAAGAAAAUACUGAGGUAAUGAUUAAAGGAGGUGGACUCAAACAUGUACCUUGUGUAGAAGAUGAGGACUUCAUUCAAGCUCUGGAUAAAAUGAUGCUAGAAAAUCUUCAGCAACGAAGUGGCGAAUCUGUUAAAGUGCACCAACUUGAUGUUGCCAUUCCCUUGCAUCUCAAAAGCCAGCUGAGGAAAGGGCCCCCACUCGGUGGUGGGGAGGGAGAGACAGAGUCUGCAGAUACGAUGCCAUUUGUCAUGUUAACCAGAAAAGGCAAUAAACAGCAGUUUAAGAUCCUUAAUGUACCCAUGUCUUCCCAACUUGCUGCAAAUCAUUGGAACCAGCAACAGGCAGAACAGGAAGAGAGGAUGAGAAUGAAAAAGCUCACACUAGAUAUCAAUGAACGGCAAGAACAAGAAGAUUAUCAAGAAAUGCUGCAGUCUCUUGCCCAGCGGCCGGCUCCAGCAAACACCAAUCGGGAGCGGCGGCCUCGUUACCAACAUCCAAAGGGAGCGCCUAAUGCAGAUCUAAUCUUUAAGACUGGUGGGAGGUCGAUAUUCUGAAGGAGAACUACAUGUUAGAAGAAACAAACGUGGAAGAAAAUGAAGUGUAAGCAUUUGGAGGCCAAAACAUGCUUCAGCUGUGCUUUAAAGAAAGAAAAUGGGCUUUUUGGAACCCUGGAUCUGAUUUCAUCCAAAGUAACUCCUGAAUACCGACCUACACAGAGACACCAUCAACUUCCAUGGACCUACAGAGAAAACAUGGAUUUAAUUCACGUUUUGCUGAGCUAUUCAACUUUGCAAAACUGAUUUAGAAAAUGUGGUCUGAGAAUUUUAAGAAAUUUCUCAUGUCUGUGUCACAAGCCAGGACGGGGUGAGGGCGUGUGGGGAAACUGCACCCUGGCUGCAUUCAACUGGACCCGGAAAGUCUCAUGGGAGAUCUAUGCUGUGCCGGGCAGUGUCCAGGAGCUGAGAAAUAAACAACAGAGGACUGAUGUGGCCCUGUAGGAACGCACACUCUUGUUUGGGGGCAGGGAGCAUGAUACACUAGAGUGUGAUUAAAAAGAAUAAUUCAGGGCUUCCCUGGUGGCGCAGUGGUUGAGAGUCUGCCUGCCGAUGCAGGGGACACGGGUUUGUGCCCCGGUCCGGGAAGAUGCCACAUGCCGCGGAGCGGCUGGGCCCGUGAGCCAUGGCCGCUAGGCCUGCGCGUCCAGAGCCUGUGCUCGGCGACGGGAGAGGCCACAGCAGUGAGAGGCCCGCGUACCGCAAAAAAAAAAAAAAGAAUAAUUCAGUGUGCUUCCUGCACAACAGAAGUGUCUACAAAGUGAUGGAAUGUCGCUGUCACCUCAAAGCCAGUAAGAGGGGCAGCAGGGUGGCCUGGGGUAGAGUCCGUGCUCAGAACCCGACCCCCUGGAUUUCAGACCUAGCCCUGCCCCCUACCGGCUGUGUGAUGACAGGCAAGUCACAGUAUCUUUGUGUUUUCGUUUCUUCUCUGUAGAAUGGGGUUCAUGAAGCCUAGUGCAUAGAGACUUUAUGAGGCUUCAUGUAUUAACAUCCAGAAAAUGCUUAAACAGUGCCCGGCACAGAGCAACCACGACAUCAGUCGCAGCAUUGAUAAGCUUUAAAUCACACUCCACUUUGAUCAACAUUUUUUCCUGUUUCUAGAUUCCUAGAAAUUUCUAAACGUGGCCAGUACCAUCUCAAUACAGAGUUAGGUAAGGUAAAUAUUGAAAACAUACAACAGAAAAGGGAAAGAUUUCUUAAAUCUGUGAACAAAUACUUGCAAAUUGGGUCAGAGCUGAGACAUUCCCGGGCAGGAAAUGCAGCUUGGAAGGAAACAUCGUUAUGAAAAUCAGCGAGGACGUCAGAGGAGCAUAAACCCCACAACACUGGACUCACCCGGCCCCCAGCCUUCCCUCCCCCUUUCCUGUGGGACAGUGGCCUCCCCUCCCCCAGGGAGCCAGAGGGAGCCAGGCCCUCCCAUCCUGCAGGCCCAGGACGGCCUGCCAGCUUCUCUAGGGUGGGUGGGGGGCGGGCCUCUGUUUGGGACCUGAAAAAUACAUUCUGGGCUCCAGAACAUGAAAGAAAAACCCUUGCAAGACUGAAAUUUCAUUAAGUUUAUUAACGGUAACAGGUGAGCUUCAAUAAGGCUGAUUUGAACUCUGGCCUCUUGAUGACUGCCAGGAAAGAAUAAUCAUUCAUUAGUCAAAUAUUUUAAAACAAUUUAAAAGCUUAGUGCAGUGGGUUUUCAGAGGAUGGAGAGAGGAAAGGGGGCCCCUAGACAAAAUUAGGAUGAUUGCCGAUUUCACUCUGUAGGUGCUUCCCAGCCGGACGUUUUUAAAAGGUUCAGGUGUGGCCCCCAGGCUCCGAGGCUCCAUAAUGAUUUCUCGCUCUCCAAUGUAAUCAGGUGUUUUCACUGUUCACCGCUUCUAGGGAAAGAGGCCCAUCUUCUCCUUUUGUAAAAGAGCAUUUUCUCUGAGCAAAGCUACCUGUUUCAGGUUUCACAGCAAGUUUCCAUUGCUGUAGAAUCUGCAGUGUCAGAACCGGGAGGACACGAGGGUCCCAGAAGGGGACCUGGGCGCUGAAAGAGGCUCCGUCACCUGCACUGUCACACAGCUAGAUGGUGGCAAUCCUCGGACUUGAACUCGGUGUUCUUCGAGGUUGAAUCUGUGCUUCUCCUGCAUCCCCUCGGUAAGCAAAGCUGCGUUGCCUUGGCUCUGCCAUUUCUGAUUGGUUUCCUUUGAGUGCAUUGGUCGUCCGUCUCUCCAGGCUGGAACUGUGAUCUUUUCGGUACAUUGGGAGGACUGCGGUGUGGUGUCAGAGGCACGGGAUUCAGAGUCAUAUAGAUGCUGGCUCAACUGUGGCCAAUGCACAUACCGGGGAGCAGAGAGAGCUCCUUCCGAGGGCUGCCUGGCAA